CAAGCCCUCCAGCCCCACCACAACAUCACUCAAUCUACAAAGAGAAUGCCCCACUCCACAGCAACAACCUUCAAGUCCACGCCCCUCUACGGCGGUGCCAUAGCCGUCGACCUACCAUCCCACUUCGGUGAUGCCAGCACCAUCCGCCAAGUCCCAGACCACCAGGAAGUCUUCGUCGACGCAGAUGGGUAUUCCAGCGUCGUCUUCGAUAUCUUAGAGCAUGUGGAACAGCCUACAGAUGCCGCGGCGCUGGAGUAUCAUUUGCGGGACUUGGUGGCGGGGACGGGAGAUUCGACGAGGGUGGUUGAGCAGGGUGUGAAAGGGUUGGAGAAGAUGAGCAACACCUCCGUCCAAACCAUAACCUUCGUCCAGACCCCGACUCAGCGAUCCGGUCGUAAGGAGCCUGAUUUCGUCGCCGUGCACCUGAUCCUGCUCCGCAUCAAGCAGCACACCACCGACAUAGUCAUCACGGUCAACGUACCACACUACCCGGGCGAGUACGAACAGGCAGCGAACCAGGAAGAGAAGACCGAGUUGAUGAAGGAAGGGGAUCGAGUAGCGCAGAGGAUCCUGGAGAGUUUUGAGAUCAAGGAUUGGGGGUUGUUUGACGGUUAGGGAGUGCAAGGAUGGAUCGGAGAAAAAGGUGAAGUCCCCGCCAUGUUAGCAGUCCGAAGUAGCAU
Westerdykella ornata is the source of this 680-nucleotide messenger RNA. RefSeq names its product Mog1p/PsbP-like protein. The coding region runs from base 46 to 615 and encodes 189 amino acids. NCBI's taxonomy places the organism in Eukaryota, Fungi, Ascomycota, Dothideomycetes, Pleosporales, Sporormiaceae. The record is from RefSeq and is a predicted model, not a curated record. The transcript is spliced from 3 exons. Gene Ontology annotation, molecular function: guanyl-nucleotide exchange factor activity; small GTPase binding. Gene Ontology annotation, cellular component: nucleus. Gene Ontology annotation, biological process: protein import into nucleus.